UAUCCACUGGGACUUUGCUAUGUGCUUAGCCUCAGGACUUUAGCACGCCCAGCGUAGAAUACAGUCUAGUGUCCUGUCUGUAAAGGAACUGUAGCUCGCUGAAGAUUGCAAACAUUUUUGGUCAACUUAAUUUUUUUCACUUUCCCCCAUCAUUGUCCUUCGUUGGAACCGAAGUCGAGGUGGAUGCAACUUUACAGACAAAUUGUAAAAAUAAGUUAGGCUGUUUUCGUUUGGUUGCCUAUUUUAGGGAAAUUGUAAUAAGUUUGAAACAAAUGUUUUGUUCCCUGCUUUUUGUUUCUAUGGGAGAGUCUGGAACUCGAAAAACAUUUUGAAGACUAAACGAUACUUUUUUUUUUACAACAUUGUCUUCAUGUUUCCCAUAUGUAUAGUUUUAAGGUGGCCUAAGCAAGUUUAUUAAGAAUCCGGUUAGCUAGUCAACCAAGUUGGUAACUUUUAGAGUUAUCUAGUAGCCAGCGAAGUGCAAGGAAAUCCGGGUCUCCAUGAAGAAAUCCCAACGUGCGAGUUGAAACUGUCCUAGUAACUUAAUACAGCUGAACGCGUUUCUCGUGUUUUGUGUGCCCAUAAUAUAUAUAUUUUUAAUUUAACCGACUCAAUGAACACGAUGUUAGUGUUCUCUACGGUUUAUACAUUGGCCCUGCUUUUUGUUUCGACGAAGGCUGAGCCCAAUUCGAAAAGCUGCAAUGAAGUUAGGGCUGCAUACAGUUCCAAAGGCUUCAACGUCAAUGACGUUCCCAACAAAGGGGUACACGGAGCCCCCCUAAAGGUGUGUCCCCAGGGCUACUCAUGCUGUACCCUGGAGAUGGAGGAAAAGCUGAGCCAGCAGAGCCACUCAGACCUGAAGGCCCCCAUCUCCCAGCUCAGCUCCAACCUACAGAGCACCUUCAAACAGAGGCACAGCCACUUUGAUCAGCCCCAGGACCAGCUUGCUAAGGGGAGUCUUCUCCAGGUUCAUCUCUCUGUAGGUGAUGGCUUUGUUAUGGAAGAAUUCUUCCGCGAGUUGCUGGACAACGCGGAGCACGCGCUCAACGACAUGUUCGUGCGCACGUACGGCCUGAUGUACGUGCAUAAUGCGGAGCUAUUUAAGCACUUCUUCCAGGAGCUGAAGCGCUACUACGUGUCGGGCAGCGGGGCAGUCAACCUGGACUCCAUGCUGUCUGACUUCUGGGAAGACCUCCUGGAGAGGAUGUUCCAAUUGGUCAACGUCCAGUACGAGUUCAGUGACGCCUACAUGGAGUGCGUCAGCCGCCAUACCGAGCAACUGAAACCGUUUGGUGACGUGCCGCGCAAGCUCCGCCUCCAGCUGACACGGGCCUUUGUCGCGGCGCGCACCUUCACCCGUGGCCUGGCGCUCAUGCCCGAGGUGGUCAACAAAGUCUCCACGGUCAGUGCAUCCCCUAGCUGUGUGCGGGCAGCCAUGAAGAUGUUGUACUGUCCCUACUGCAAAGGCCAGGUGGCCCUCAAGCCUUGCCAGAACUACUGUCUCAACGUGAUGCGUGGCUGUCUGGCCAACCAGGCUGACCUCGACACAGAGUGGAACAACUUUCUGGAUGCCAUGUUGAGUCUGGCUGAGAGGCUGGAGGGGCCCUUCAACUUUGAGUCUGUGAUGGACCCCAUUGACGUUAAGAUCUCUGAGGCCAUCAUGAACAUGCAGGAGAACAGCAUGCAGGUGUCACAGAAGGUGUUCCAGGGGUGUGGUCAGCCUAAACCAGGUAAUGGCUUCCGGUCACGUCGCUCAGUCAAGGAGACAGGAUUCACCGGUCGCUUUCGUCCCUACAGCCCUGACGCACGGCCCACUACUGCUGCUGGCACCAGCCUGGACAGACUGACGACAGACGUGAAGAAAAGGCUGAAGCAUGCUAAGCAGUUCUGGUCCACGCUGCCAGAAUCUGUUUGUGCUGGGGAGAGGAUUACGUCUAGGGAUGACUGUUGGAACGGAACAGCAAAGAGCAGGUACGAGUCUGUUGUCAUGGGCAACGGAUUGGCCAAUCAGGUGUCCAACCCGGAUGUGGAAGUGGACAUUACAAAGCCAGAUGUGGUGAUUCGCAGUCAGAUCGCAGUGUUGAAGGAAAUGACCAGCUGGCUGAAGGCCGCCCACAGCGGCAAUGAUAUCUCCAUCGACCAAGGUGAGGAUGAUGAGGAUGGUAGCGGAGGACAGGAGAGUGGCAGCGGCUGUGACUCUCCAUCCUGUGAGGCGGACGGGGACAUCUACUUCUCCAUCCCACCCACCCCCAUCAACCCCCGUGUGUUCAAGGUGGUGCACCAGGAAACGACCGGUGGAGACCGUAUGGCACACGGGAGCAUGGCACUGGCACUCUGUGGGCUCACCCUGGCCCUGCUCGCCCCCCAUUGGAGAUAAAGGGAGGGAAAGGGAGAGAGAGUGAGAAAGUAAGACAGAGAGAAGGGAAAAACUGUCAGGCUUUUAAAAAGACUGCCUUCAGGACCUCAGUCUGCCCGUCAUCAUGUGGGGGACUCUUGAGUUAUUUAAAUUUUUCAUUUGUUUUUAUAAAAAUGUACAAUACUGUACAGGGAUUUCCUUCCAAAAUGUUCACUUUUCUUGUUUUUUUUUGCCUUUUGUCCUGAUUCAACUGAUUCGCCGCUUGCGGCACCUUUUGAGCUAGAAUCCCUCCCUCCACAUCACCAACAGUGUUUUGAGUUCUUCCAUUUCAUCCCAUUAUUCAAAUUUGUGUUGUCCAUGUAUCUGGGCUGGCCAGGGAUGAAUGUGGCUAUGCCAGAAAAGAGAACAUCUUGGUUACAUGUUGAAGCUCUAGACUGGCUCUCAAAGCUAAGAGUACAGUAGCUCUGUGGGAAAAUACUAAGAAGUUACAGGGCUGAUGUUUAGAUGGUUCGUUAGGUGAUUGAACUAGCUGGCGAGGGGUUCUAGGGGCUUCUGUGUGCCCAGGUGUGCAUCCAUAAUGUGGAAGGAGUACCACUUCCCAAACACUCAAAUACAAAACUGGUCCACUGAGAUCAUACCU
Molecule: messenger RNA, 2996 nt
Organism: Salmo salar (Atlantic salmon)
Lineage: Eukaryota; Metazoa; Chordata; Actinopteri; Salmoniformes; Salmonidae
Product: glypican-6
Biological process (GO): regulation of signal transduction; cell migration; regulation of protein localization to membrane
Cellular component (GO): plasma membrane; cell surface; extracellular region
Source: RefSeq, a predicted model, not a curated record